Schistosoma mattheei is the source of this 2793-nucleotide messenger RNA. The record is from the annotation of a GenBank genome assembly. Lineage: Eukaryota; Metazoa; Platyhelminthes; Trematoda; Strigeidida; Schistosomatidae.
AUGGAUGAUACAAAGAUUAUAUAUCACAUAGAUGACGAAGAGACCCCCUAUUUAGUUAAAAUUGCCGUGUGUCCGAGCGCUGUUACCUUAGGGGACUUUAAAAAUGCUCUAAACCGACCAAAUUACAAGUUUUUCUUCAAAUCAGUUGAUGCUGAUUUUGGAGUCGUGAAAGAAGAAAUAGCGGAUGAUGAUGCAAGAUUACCAUGUUUCAAUGGAAAAGUUAUUUCAUGGCUUGUUUCUGCAGAUAGUAGUACAAAAUCAGAUAACCAUUCAAACGGCGCAGGUGAAAACCACCUUUCCAGUCAAAAUAAAAAUUCAACAAACUUCAACAAAACUCCCGACAAUAUACACAGUGCCUCGAAAAAUGAAAUCCCCAGUGAACAAGAACAUGCCAUUGGGACAACAGGGCAUGGUCUUGAGGAAUGUGAUACUUGUGUCGAGACAGACUCAGUGUAUAGCGGUGAUCGGGUUCCUCCUCUGAAAAAUUUUCAUAAUUACAAGCAUGGUUCGCGCUUGGCUAAACUUGGUCAAAGAAUCCAAAACUAUGAAACAUCUUCAUCCAUGAUGAGUUCAGAUCUGGAAUCCACAAGCUUUUUUGAUUCAGAAGACGAAUCAAGCAGAUUUUCAACAGCAACAGGUACAACUAUGUCUUCAGCUAAAUAUCCAAGACAUAGAAGACAACGAAGACACAGACGAAUUCUUCCAAUAAGACGUACCAGUGAAGAUGCUACUUCUUUUAGCAGUGUAACCGAUUCCACAAUGUCUCUCAAUAUAAUUACCGUCACUUUGAAUAUGGAUUCAGUGAAUUUUCUUGGAAUCAGUAUCGUUGGUCAAUCCAACAAAGCAGGAGAUGGUGGUAUCUACGUAGGAUCUAUUAUGCGUGGUGGAGCUGUUGCACAAGAUGGUCGAAUAGAACCUGGAGAUAUGAUACUAGAAGUAAAUAGAAUCAGCUUCGAAGAUAUGAGUAAUGAUGAGGCUGUAAGAGUUUUACGUGAGGAAGUUCAAAAGCCUGGUCCUAUCACUUUAGUAGUGGCAAAAUGUUGGGAUCCCAGUCCAAAGAACUACUUCACAAUUCCUCGUCAAGAACCAGUUCGCCCAAUUGAUCCUCGGGCUUGGGUCUUACAUACAAAUGCGAUGACUGGAGCACUUGGAACACCCGGAUUUGAUGGAAAUACACCUUUUUUUGGUUCAGGAUCACCUGCUACUGGAAUGGCAAUGAUUCCUGGCCAUUUUAUGGGUAUGACUCCAUCCUCUGGAUUGUCCGUACCAUCUAUGCCUCCUGGUAUGCCUCCUUUAAUUUUACCACCUUCAAUGGCUGGAAUCAAUGCAAUACCUUCAUCUAAUAUGACUACUAAAUCAUUACCAGAAGUUGCUGAUGGUGAUGGUUUAACUGGUGGGUAUCAUCGCAGUAGAGGUCCUGCAAGUAGUGGAGUUGUUGGUGGGCCAGGAAGUACGAAAACUAACGGUUCCCGAUCAGGAGGUGAGACAACUGUCGAUGCUAAAGGUACUCAGUCACUUCUGUCUGGUGCGAAUGGCAAAUCAUCCACAUCAUUAACUGUAGCUUCUGAUAUGGCUUCUGUAGUUCAUGAUAUGUUGAUGUCUGAUUCUGGUCUAGAAAUACGUGAUCGAACGUGGCUGAAAAUAACCAUCCAAAUGCUUUUAUUGGCUCUGAAUUAUACAUUUUCCGAACAAUGUUACUAUACUUUUGGAGAUAUAGCCACAACCUUGUCUCAUCUUAAUUUAGACGAAGUAGAUUCAGUUUCUGAAAUCGGUGCUAAUUCUUCAUCUCAUACUGGUACUCAUCCUAUGAUGCCUCAAAUGUAUCCUCACGUCCACCAUGUGCUUCCUGAUGCUCCUGGUGGUGGUUCAGCUACAGGUCUAUCAUCAGUACAAAAUCAAAAUGCUCCAUCUAAUCCUAAUCUAGGUUUAAUGUCAUCUCCUAUACCUGGUGAAGGGAAUUCACUUGCUCAAACCAACUCUCAUUAUCCCUACCCACCUGUACUUUAUCCUAUUCCAUCAACAGCUCCUGUGUCGUCGUCUGGUCCUUGUAAUGUUGAUGCGAAUGGAAAUGACUGUAGUUUUGUUAACCCAACUCAUCUGCUCUUUCUGGUCUUAGAAAUAGAAUGUCAAAUAACGGUCAAAUGGACACAUGUUACUACUAUGAAUGCUACAUCAAAUCAAAAGAUACAACAGCAGAAAGUAAACAACUCUUCCUCGUCUAGUUCAUCUCGUUCUUCUGCAUCUUCAACAUCUUCCUCUUCUACCGGUUAUUCUGGUAACAGACGUCCAGCUGGUCUAUCGGCUAAUACUACUACUCAAACACUUAACACCAAUGUUCCUCAAAGUAUGAUCACACCACUAGAUACCUCAGCUUCUAAAGGCCUUCCUUCCUUAAAUAAGGGUAUUCAACGACGCACUGAUCCAUCAAGUGUACAAAGUCUUUCCGGCACAAGCAGUACUAGUUCUGCAAGUCGCCAAAAUGGAACUGGGGCAAGUGCUGCUGGGAGUGGUAGCGGCAGUGCCGUAACUACACAUGUACUCAAAAAAUUUAACACGAAUAAUAAUGGUAAUAAUAAUAACAGUGUAUCUAAUAAAUCCGAAUUUCUUGACAAUGUUCAACGUACACAGCAUGGUAUGGAUUUUAACAAUGCAUUUCGUCAAACUAAUUGCAAUUUAGUUAAAGAUUCAAACAAUAAAUCAGAACUCAAUCAAUCAUUUAAUCAUACAAUGACAACUGGUGGAAAUUACUCUUUCUAUAAAUUGCAAAUUAAAGACCUUCAGUUUGCCGAUUAA